Molecule: messenger RNA, 3854 nt
Organism: Mya arenaria
Lineage: Eukaryota; Metazoa; Mollusca; Bivalvia; Myida; Myidae
Product: ribosome quality control complex subunit NEMF-like
Exons: 29
Coding region: 118-3477 (1119 amino acids)
Biological process (GO): ribosome-associated ubiquitin-dependent protein catabolic process; rescue of stalled cytosolic ribosome
Cellular component (GO): RQC complex
Molecular function (GO): ribosomal large subunit binding; tRNA binding
Source: RefSeq, a predicted model, not a curated record
GAAAGUAAGAUGGCUGACUAGGACGUCAACAUUUAAUAAAAUUACGCAAUUUCUCAUUUAUUUCAUUAAAUUAUGUUUGAUUUUCUCUAAAAGUUGUUAUUAUUGUUAAUUGUUAGGAUGAAGAGUCGGUUUAGUACGAUCGAUAUCACUGCCGUGAUACGAGAGUUGUUGAGGUUUGUGAGUAUGCGAGUGAUGAAUGUGUAUGAUGUUGACAACAAAACCUACCUCAUUCGGCUUGGAAAACCUGAUGAUAAAGCAGUGAUUCUCCUUGAAUCUGGUAUCAGAAUACAUAGCACCGAGUUUGAAUGGCCGAAAAAUCCAGCUCCUUCAGGAUUCUCUAUGAAGAUGAGGAAGCACCUGAAGGGUCGUCGUCUAGAGAGUGUUGAGCAGCUUGGUGUGGAUCGUAUCAUCGACCUGACAUUCGGCUCUGGGGAGGCAGCCUACCAUGUCAUCCUGGAACUUUACGACAGGGGCAACAUAGUGCUGACAGACUACACAUACACGAUCCUGAACAUCCUACGUCCCCGCACUGACCAGAGUCAGGACGUGAGGUUUGCUGUGCGUGAGAUGUACCAGGUUGAUGCGGCGAAACAACACACACUGCCGACAGAGGAAAGUCUUCGGGAAAUCCUUUUGUCCGGGAAGGCUGGAGAUCCAUUGAAGAAACUACUGAUUCCUCACCUUGAUUAUGGACCAGCGAUGAUAGAGCACUGUUUGGUGACAGCUGGCUUCCCAGACAGUGUGAAAAUUGGCAAGGGUUUUGAUAUAACAACAGACAUGGCUAAGUUGCUAGUUGCAAUAGAGGAAGCAGAAGCCCUGUUUGAUAUGUUCCAGAAUCAGGACUGCAAGGGUUAUGUUGUGAAGCGGAGUGAGAAGCGGCCCAAUGCGAAAGAUGGAGAGCCGUCCGAACUGCUAGUUUUUGAUGAGUUCCACCCCUACCCCUUUAAACAGUACGAGAAAAAACAUGUCGAGGAGUAUCCAUCAUUUAACAAAGCGGUGGAUGAGUUUUACUCCCAGAUGGAGGGACAAAAGAUGGAGCUGAAAACACUGCAUCAGGAGAAGCAGGCGUUGAAGAAGCUGGAUAAUAUCCGCCGUGACCACGAGAAGCGUGUGGAUGGGCUCCAGCGGGAACAGGAAGUGGACAAACUCAAGGGCCAGCUCAUAGAGAUGAACCUCGAUAUGGUUGAUAGGGCCAUCUUGAUUGUACGAAGCGCAAUUGCUAACCAGAUAGACUGGACAGAGAUUCAUAACCUGGUGAAGGAAGCCCAGAUGGACGGAGAUCCCGUCGCCUUGGCAAUCAAGGAUCUUAAACUCGCUACGAACCAUAUCACCAUGCUGCUAAAGAACCCAUACAUUACGAGUGACUAUGAAGAUGACAGUGAAGAUGACUACGCCAUCAAGCCCCAGAGGGUAGAGAUUGACCUCGCCAUCUCCGCAUACGCUAACUCAAGGAAGUGCUUUGAAAAGAAGAAGCAUGCUGCAGUGAAGGAACAGAAGACACUCGAUGCCUCAACAAAGGCCUUGAAAUCUGCUGAGAAGAAGACAAAAGAGACCCUGAAAGAAGUGGCCACAGCGGCCUCCAUCAACAAGGCCCGCAAGACAUUCUGGUUUGAGAAGUUCCUGUGGUUUAUCAGCUCUGAGAACUUCCUGGUAAUAGGUGGACGAGACCAGCAGCAGAACGAGCUUAUUGUGAAACGUUACUUGAAGCAAGGUGACGUGUAUGUGCAUGCUGAUCUUCAUGGAGCCAGCAGUUGUAUCAUCAAAAAUCACACUAGUGAACCUGUUCCACCAAAGACAUUAAAUGAGGCUGGCACAAUGGCAAUCUGUAACAGUGCAGCAUGGGACGCCAAGGUGGUGACGAGCGCCUGGUGGGUUAACCCCUCCCAGGUCUCCAAAACAGCACCCUCUGGGGAGUACUUGACCACAGGGUCAUUUAUGAUCAGAGGAAAGAAAAACUACCUACCACCAUCUUACCUGAUAUACGGUUUCGGUCUCUUGUUCAAGUUAGAGGAGGGCAGUAUGUCGCGGCAUGCUGGUGAGCGGAAAAUCCGGGUUACUGAGGAUGAUGAUGAUGUUAUGUCCAUAGCCGACUCCAUGGCAACAGAGGUCACCCUUGAAACCACUUCCGACCAGGAGGAUGAGGAUGACGAGGAGACACAGGACCUGGAGGAGAGGGAGAAUGAGGAGGAAAGUGAGAGUGAACAAGAUGAGGAACAGGAUAGUGCCAAUAGUGAAAAGACUGAUGCUGAAACACAUGCCAUCAAACAAACUAAAAAUGAACCAGUCAUAGAAAGUGCUGAAAGUGAUAUUGGAAUAUCUGGUGGUGAGGGGAGUGAGAACACCAGUGGUAAAAGUGCUCAGGUGAAGUCAGAAGGCGAGGUGGUGUUGGUGAAGCAGUGUGCAGAAAGGCCUGCAAGGCCAGUCAUCGAGUUCCCAGAUACAGAGAUCAGUCUCCACCAUGUCAAGGGAGACAAGUACGAGUUAGCCCGGUGUAUUUCCAACCAAAGCGAUGACAGUGACAAGAUAUAUCUCGGGGAUGAGCAACCAGUCGAGUUUGGCGACAAGAUCAACAAUAGUGGACCUCGGCUGUCCGCCAAACAGCGCCGAGAGAUGAAGAAGGCAAAGAAACAACAGCACCAGUUACCUCCCAUGCCCGGGGAGAGGGAACAAGGGGAGGACAUUAAAGAAGAGGUGGUUGCAGAGAGGAGACAGGGGGGUAAACAGGGGGAGGCAGAAAAGGGACAUGAAAGUGAAAAGAAAAGAAGAGGCCAGAGAGAGGAGAAGGAGGAAAUACAACUGCAGCCUAAGCGAGGACAAAAGGCCAAACUGAAAAAGAUGAAGGAUAAAUACAAGGACCAGGAUGAGGAAGAGAGACAACUCCGCAUGGAAAUACUUGCUUCUGGAGGCAGUAAAAAGGAGGAGAAGAAAAAGAAGAAAGGCAAAAAGGGAGAAGACCGGGGCCGGCCCCAGUCUGCCAGUCAACAGCAGCCACAACAGCUGAACAAACAACAACAACAGCAACAGCAGCAAAAGAGGAAACUUGAGCUUGUUGAUAUUAUCAUUAAGGAUGCUGAUAAUAUCUCCACUGAAGGCGUGACGGAGAAGAAUCUGGCUGUGGAGGGAGGUGAAGAAGAGGACAAGAUUGAGGAAGAGGUCAACACUGGCACAGAGGAUGUACAGACGUUGAACUCCCUGACUGGUAUCCCCAUGUUGGAGGAUGAGCUGUUGUUUGCUGUACCAGUCUGUGCUCCAUACAACGCCCUCACCAACUUCAAAUACAAAGUAAAACUUCUUCCAGGCUCAACAAAAAGAGGAAAAGCUGCCAAGUUGGCGUUGAACAUGUUCCAGCAAGAUAGAUUGAUUACCAGCCGUGAGAAAGAUCUUGUGAAGAUUCUCAAGGAUGUAGACAUGUCUCGUAAUAUUCCUGGCAAGGUGAAGGUCACAGCUCCAAACCUUCAGAAGUCAAAGAAGAAAUAACCUGUUCCACCGGACAAACUAAACUCAAAGUGUCAAUUUAUAUAAACUGACUACAAUGACUUUACUCCGUUUGACUUAAUGUAAUGCUACGUGAAUGUGAGAAAUGUUGGCUCAGAAGAAAUAACAGUUGCUGGUCAAAUAAUAUUGUGUUCAACUUAAUAUCUAUAUGAACACAUUUUGCAAUGGCUUUUAUGAACUAUUGGUGUAAAUUGUGAAGGCUUAUUUGUUUAAAAAGAAAUAUUUGUUACUUAAAACAAUUGACAUAAUACAAUAAAAGAUGUAAAGAAGCUUAAUUUAAAGUAUCAUAUGAAUUUAUUCGGCUUUAAAUUUGUGUUGAACUUUGUUACUUCCUGAUGGAAAUAAAACAUGAGAAUUUG